CCACAUACUAUUAUCGAUAUUUAGAUUAAGACCCUUUAGUGCACCUAAUCAGCUGUCCAAGUACAAAUUCCUAUUUUUUACAUAUAUUAAUCUAAAUUAUAGUUAUGGCGGAUGACAAUUGCAUUUUCUGUAAAAUAGCUAGCGGAAAUGAUCCUACAAGUGUUUUGGAAGUGGAAACCGAUGAAUUUGUAAUUUUUAAGGACAUCAAACCCGCUUCCCAGCACCAUUUUUUGGCUGUAACCAAGGAACAUUACAACAGCCUCAAGGAGCUGGACAAGUCUCACGACCCAUUGGUUGCACGGAUGGAGAGCAGCUUGAAGGAGUUCCUAGCGGCCAAAGGAAUAUCCGCUGAGGAUGCUUUAUUUGGGUUUCACCUUCCACCGUUCAUUACGGUAAAACACCUUCAUAUGCAUGCCAUUGCUCCAAGAUCAGAAAUGGGAUUCCUUUCCAGACUAAUCUUCAGGCCUUCCGUUUGGUUUAAAACCGCAGCCGACGCCCAUUUGUACCUUUCUCAAAAAGAAGGCUUACAGUGAAUCGAGAUUACAACAGAUAAUUUGUCAAAAAUAAUAAAUGAAGCCAAAAUUA
Molecule: messenger RNA, 585 nt
Organism: Drosophila eugracilis
Lineage: Eukaryota; Metazoa; Arthropoda; Insecta; Diptera; Drosophilidae
Product: histidine triad nucleotide-binding protein 3
Exons: 3
Coding region: 105-533 (142 amino acids)
Molecular function (GO): catalytic activity
Source: RefSeq, a predicted model, not a curated record